Messenger RNA from Prunus dulcis (almond), 2365 nucleotides. RefSeq names its product GRAS family protein RAM1-like. Lineage: Eukaryota; Viridiplantae; Streptophyta; Magnoliopsida; Rosales; Rosaceae. The record is from RefSeq and is a predicted model, not a curated record. Gene Ontology annotation, cellular component: nucleus. Gene Ontology annotation, molecular function: DNA-binding transcription factor activity; sequence-specific DNA binding. The coding region runs from base 1 to 2136 and encodes 711 amino acids. Gene Ontology annotation, biological process: regulation of DNA-templated transcription. The transcript has 3 exons.
AUGAUGAAUUCUCUUUGUGGGAGUAUGGGGUCUAUUAAGAGUGAAAUCUCAUGCACCUCCGAUCUCAAACCACCGUCUCCGAACGAAUCGACAACCAUGUCCAUUUCCAUGUCCGAAUCUAAGAAAACCACAACUCCUCCAUCCUCUGAGAUGGAGCAGAGCAGCCUAACCCCGCCCAGCCUCAACUUUCCAACACUCAAGUUCGAGUUAGACGGUGAUGUUGAAGUCCAAUCACCCGACCAUUCCAUAUGGGAGUCUUUAUUCUCAGAACAGUUUGAUACCGACUUCAUGGUCUUAUCGCCAGUCCCAAACAACAUGCCUGAUUCACCCCAGCCAGGCUCUUCCUUAUCAGCUGCUCAUAAUAAUUACAAUUACAACUAUGCUCAGUCCAUGCAGGGCCAGAGCCUCUCAGGUUGCUCUCCUCCUCGGUUUUCGCCUCAUCUUGGAGCCUUCAGCAGCACCCACAACCCCAAAGGGAAGGGACUGAGCCCUCUCCGGAGGGUCUUCAACUCCCCUGUCAAUCAAUAUAUGCAGCCAGCUGAUCAGAACAUGCAGUCAAUGCCUCCUGCAUCUAUUGAAGACUUCUUGGAUGACUAUCAAAGAGACAGCUUCAUAGCAGCCUACCAAAAUCCAACAACCACAACAACAACAUCAUCAUCGAAGAUGUCUGGAACCUCAUCGCAGUCUUAUAAUCCUCAUGACAUGCCAACAUCUUCAACAGUUCCAGCUGCCCCCUUGGACUGCCUGCCAAUGCAGAAUUCUUCAAGGUUUAGCCGAUCCGUGAGUGAAACGUCGUUGGUUACGGCAGGUAAUUCUCAAAUGACCCAAGAGAGCAGGGCCAGUGCGUAUCAGCAGAUGGGCUCAAAUUGUGGCGCACCACUAUCACAGCAACUGCAACAAGAACGCCAGCAAGAGAAGCAACAACAACAACAGCCGUUGAUGCAUCCCAUAAAACACCAACUCCAUCACAACUUUAAUUACAUGGCCCCUAAUCUUCCUAUGGCUCCUGAACAGGAACAAGAUAGUGGGCUCCAACUGGUUCACCUCCUUCUGGCUUGUGCGGAGGCAGUUGCAAAAGAAGACUUCAUGUUAGCCAGAAGGUAUCUCCACCACCUCAACAGAGUGGUGACGCCUCUCGGCGACUCCAUGCAACGUGUCGCUUCCUGCUUCACGGAAGCCCUAAGCGCCCGCCUCGCCGCCACUCUAACAACCAACCCAGCUGCCUCCGCCCCUAAACCCUUCUCCCCUUUCCCUCCCAACUCCCUCGAAAUCCUCAAAAUCUAUCAGAUCGUCUACCAAGCCUGCCCCUAUAUUAAAUUCGCCCACUUCACCGCCAACCAAGCCAUUUUUGAGGCCUUCGAGUCCGAAGAACGUGUCCACGUCAUCGACCUCGAUAUCCUUCAAGGAUAUCAGUGGCCGGCUUUCAUGCAAGCCUUAGCAGCCCGCCCCGGCGGAGCUCCGUUUCUGCGGAUAACCGGGGUGGGCCCCUGUAUAGAGGCUGUGAAAGAGACGGGCCGUUGUUUGACCGAAUUAGCCCUCUCUCUUCAUGUCCCGUUUGAAUUUCACGCAGUCGGGGAACAACUCGAAGAUCUCAAGCCACACAUGUUCAACCGAAGGAUCGGCGAAGCCCUGGCCGUGAACACUGUGAACCGACUCCACCGAGUUCCGGGCAAUUAUCUUGGGAACGUCUUAGCAAUGAUCCGUGACCAAGCACCCAAUAUCGUGACUUUGGUCGAACAGGAAGCGAGCCAUAACGGGCCCUACUUUUUGGGGAGGUUUCUUGAGGCUCUGCAUUAUUAUUCAGCCAUUUUCGACUCGCUGGACGCGACGUUUCCGCCUGACUCAGCGCAGAGGGCGAAGGUGGAGCAGUACAUAUUUGCACAGGAAAUCAGGAACAUUGUGGCGUGUGAAGGGGUGGAGAGGACGGAGAGGCAUGAGAGAUUGGAGAAGUGGAGGAAGGUGAUGGAGAGCAAGGGGUUUAAGAGCGUGGCGCUGAGUGCAAACGCGGUGACUCAGUCUAAGAUAUUGCUGGGUUUGUAUUCCUGUGAUGGGUAUAGGAUGACGGAGGACAAAGGUUGCUUGCUCUUGGGGUGGCAGGACAGGUGUAUAAUGGCUGCUUCUGCAUGGAGAUGCUAAACUUGCUCAUGAUCUCAUUCAACUUGUUUUUGCUUUUACGUACACGGCUCUGAUUUUCGUCCAGCAUUCUGUCGUAACCACUGGACCCUGAGAUCUGAUAAUAAACAAUUGGUGUGUUGGUGGUAAGUAAGAUGAUUGGGAGGGAUUUUAUUAUGGAAAAUGCUAAGCUUAUCAUAUUUUUCAUAUCAUAUUGUGCACUACCUCUCUAAUAGAAGUGAGUCCCAUUGUA